This is a messenger RNA of Leptinotarsa decemlineata (Colorado potato beetle), 1636 nucleotides long. RefSeq lists its product as uncharacterized. Lineage: Eukaryota; Metazoa; Arthropoda; Insecta; Coleoptera; Chrysomelidae. Gene Ontology annotation, molecular function: GTPase activity; GTP binding. The record is from RefSeq and is a predicted model, not a curated record.
AUUCCUUUACACUACCUAAAUAAUAGUAUGCAGUUCGAAACCUAGUUCGACAAGUUAUAGUAAACUGACACUGAAUACUUAAAUGAAUUUGGUGGAGGUAUCUGUUUUCAUUACGUGACUACAUGAUGCGGUGACAUCAAGUACAGGUUGUGGUAGGAAAUGUCAAAACAAUGAAAGUUAGUGGUUAUGGAACAUUUGACUCAUGUAAAUAAACAAUAGGAACCCCCUCGAGUGAGAAGGGAUUUCACAAGUUUUUUCAGAUGAAAAGUGAUUUCUUUUACAAUUUGACCAGGAAACUGAUGUUAGCGAAGAAUGAAACACAUCGUUGGAAAAGUUGUGGUACUAGGGUACCAAGGUGUUGGUAAAACUGCAACAGUGACACGAUAUGUAGAAAAUACUUUUACUGAGAACAAUGCGCCGACAGUUGGUGCUUCUUUCUUUAGCGUUAAGAUAAAGUUGGAAGAUCAUUUAGUAACACUUCAGAUAUGGGAUACAGCCGGACAAGAAAGAUUCAAAGCGAUGGCCCCCAUGUUUUAUCGAAACGCAAACGCAGCUCUGUUGGUUUUCGAUAUAACGUCGGCCAGUUCCUUUGAGAGCAUGCAGUCUUGGGUGCAAGAAGUCAAGAGAAAUGUCGAAGAGACCAUGGUGCUGUGUGUUGUUGGGAACAAAACCGAUUUAAACGAUCAAAGAACAGUAGGUAUCUUAUCUUUUUGUCUGUUUUUCGAAUGUACUGAAAUUUUUUUUCAUUUGCAGGGCGUCGGCUUGAUUUUCGAAAAAAUCGCCCAAGAACUGUUGAAGUUGUCGGGACAACUUCAAACUCUCAAGGUUUACGAUGAUGACAUUAUGGCCAAGUCUAGCGAUUUAGAAGCAACCGACACUGCCAACGAAGAGACUGUUAAUUUAAGCAUCAAUAGUAUCGCCCACGGUAAUUCGGUCAGCUCAAAAUGUUGUUGAUAUUGUUUUAGUAUUCUAUUUGUUUCAUGAGGGAGAUUAGAAACAAACUUUUUGUAAGUAUAGAGGUUUUCGGUGAAGUUUACUGUUUUUGUACUUGUUAACCGAAUUUAAUUGAAACUGUAUAACUCCCGGCUUUUUGUCAAUAUCACACUUUUUAUGCUCGUUAAAGUAUAAGUUUCUGACUUAGUAAAAUAAUAUAUUAAAUUAGAACUAAAGACAAACACUUGUUAGGUUGUUAAAAAAUAUAUUUUCAAUUUUAUUUUGACUUACUAAAAUAAUAACUAUCAUUAUAAUAACUAUGUUGAUGAAUUGUCAAUUGCAUCGAGAAUUGUAUGUAACUGUACAAAAUGUAUUUGGUAUAAAAAUCAGUUUCAUUUUAUUGUAUUAUUUGACCCCGUUAUAAAUAAUAUCGCACGCCCCUGACUCUUUUAAUCAAGACGAAAUUGUGAUUAGUUUUUUGUCGGGAAUUUUGAUAACGCAGAGUUGAUGGCUGUGUAAUAUUAUUGGUUAAUCAAUCAAUUAACUCACAUAUCUACUUAUCUACUAUAUCUAACAUUAUCUUGCAAUGAUCGAUUUGAUAUUCUUUUUUGGUAUUGUCAACUUUUGAUUAGAUAUUGUUGUUCAAGAGAUGUUUAUUAUUUAUACGAACUUUAGGAUAGCGAAUAAAUAUUUAUAUUAAAAA